This is a messenger RNA of Charadrius vociferus (killdeer), 945 nucleotides long. RefSeq names its product annexin A8-like 1 (gene ANXA8L1). Gene Ontology annotation, biological process: endosome organization; endosomal transport; negative regulation of serine-type endopeptidase activity. The coding region runs from base 1 to 945 and encodes 314 amino acids. Gene Ontology annotation, molecular function: calcium-dependent phospholipid binding; calcium ion binding. Lineage: Eukaryota; Metazoa; Chordata; Aves; Charadriiformes; Charadriidae. The record is from RefSeq and is a predicted model, not a curated record. The transcript is spliced from 12 exons. Gene Ontology annotation, cellular component: cytoplasm.
AUGGCGUGGUGGAAGGCCUGGAGUGAAGCAGAGGGCAAAUCUGUGACAGGUGCUUUAAACUUUGACCCCACACCUGAUGCUCAGACUCUGUACAAAGCUAUGAAAGGGCUUGGGACUGACGAACAAGCUAUAAUUGAUGUCCUAACCAAGAGGAGCAAUAUGCAGCGUCAACAGAUUGCCAAAUCCUUCAAAGGACAGUUUGGAAAGGAUCUCAUUGAAAGCCUGAAGUCUGAACUGAGUGGUGACUUUGAGAGGCUCAUUGUAGCUCUCAUGUACUCCCCAUUCAAGUAUGACGCCAAGGAGCUCCAUGAUGCCAUGAAGGGUGUAGGAACAAGUGAAGAUGUUAUCAUAGAGAUCCUGGCAUCCCGGACAAAAGCACAGAUCAAAGAGAUAAUCAAGGCUUACAAAGAAGAAACAAGUGGCUACUUUGAACAGAUUCUGGUUUGCCUUCUUCAGGGUGAGAGGGACAAUGCCACUCUCUACGUGGACACAGCACUGGCUCUCCAGGACGCAGAGACUCUUUAUGCUGCUGGGGAGAAGAUACGGGGCACCGAUGAGAUACAGUUCAUCACCAUCUUGUGCACAAGGAGUGCCACGCACUUGCUGAAAGUGUUUGAAGAAUACCAGAAACUGGCCGGUAAGAGCAUAGAAGACUCCAUCAAGAGUGAAACCCAUGGUUCACUUGAGGAUGCCAUGCUGGCUAUUGUGAAAUGCACCAGGAACGUCCAUUGCUACUUUGCAGAGAGGCUGUACCAUGCUUUAAAGGGGGCUGGCACCCGUGAUGGGACUCUUAUAAGGGUGAUCGUUUCUCGAAGUGAAGUUGACUUAAAUCUUAUAAAAGUUGAAUUCAAGCAUAUUGCAGGAAAGUCUCUCUCCAGUAUGAUUCUGGAUGACACCAGUGGCGAUUACAAGACAGCCUUACUGAAUCUCUGUGGCAGUGACUGA